AUGAUAAGAUGCAUAAUUUCAUUGUUAUUGCUGCUCCUGACGUUGUUGCUUAGUCAUACAGACUCUAAAAAGUUUGAUUUUCGACACAAACGAAUGGAUAGCAGUAAUGCGAGUGAACCCACGAGCUUCAUUAUACCUGGAGGUGAGGGAUCGGCUAGUGAUCGAUGGAGUAUCUGGAGUGCUCCCUCAAACUGUUCCCGGCCAUGUGGUGGUGGUGUAGCAUACCAGGAAAGGACAUGCUUACAGUUGGAUGGUUCAUCUAACUGUAGUGGAGGAACGAGGAAAUAUUUCUCCUGUAAUACUCAGGAGUGUCCUGAAAACCAACAAGACUUCCGCCGACAACAGUGUUCGGAAUUUGACGAAAUUCCAUUCGAGGGUCAAUUGUACCAGUGGGUGCCGUAUACUCAGGCUUUAAACAAAUGCGAGCUGCACUGCAUGCCCAUUAGUGAAGAUUUCAACUACCUCCAUCGGCCGAAGGUGAUCGAUGGAACGCGCUGUAAUAACGUCUCGAACGAUGUGUGCGUUGACGGUGCCUGCCAACCGGUCGGAUGUGAUAUGAUGUUGGGAUCGCAGCUGGUAGAAGAUAAAUGUCGCGUCUGCGGUGGUGAUGGCAGCACCUGUGAGACAUUCAAGGACGCCCUAACCGCACACAAUCUAGAAUUAAACCACAAAAAUCUGCUGACCAUUCCGAAGGGAGCGAUGAACGUGGUGAUCAACGCAACAGUAGAAUCGAAUUAUUACCUAGCGAUUCGUAAUCGGACCGGUUUCUUUCACAUAUACGGAGUAUUCUGGAACGAACUUCCGCGCACAGUAACGUUUGCCGGAUGCAAUUGGGUGUAUGAGCGCAGUUCGCCUAAUCUCACCGCUCCGGACAGGUUAACGUGCCUCGGCCCUACAACGGAACCAGUGGAACUGGUUCUGCUGUCUCACAAUGUUACUGCCGAUGUGAAUUAUGAGUACACUUUGGAUACCUACUUGUGGAUAACUGCGCCAUUCGAAUCAUGCUCCUUCCGUUGUGGCGGUGGCGAACAAUCACGCAAUGUCACAUGCACCAGUAAAAGCACACAACAGGUUGUAGACGACGCUCUGUGCGACGCUAGUGAAAAGCCAAUAACAAUGCAGACGUGUGCUGAGCACGCUUGUCCGUUCCGGUGGGUUACGGGACCGUGGAUCAAUUGUUCGAAAACUUGUGGUACAGAUGGAAAGCAGACGAGGGAAGUGUACUGUGAGCUUAUAUCCACUGAAGGCGAGGCAAACAGGACGGAAGAUGCUGUGUGUCUGGAGCGAUAUGCUGAUAAGCCAGCCGAAAGUCGGGAGCGCGAACUUGAGCCCUGCGAGUACAGUUGGUUUAUGUCACGAUGGACCAAAUGCUCAGCUGUCUGCGGCAAGGGCGUUCAGACGCGUACGGUUGUGUGCAGCGUGAACGAUGGCGUAUCACUGAACCAGAAGGAUGAUGAUAGCAACUGUGCGCAUACAGAAAAGCCCGAGAAGGAACGGAAAUGUGAUGGACCGUCCGAGUGCCCUGGUCAGUGGUUCGCCGGGCCAUGGACCGAUUGCUACAAGAUAUGUGGUGGGGUGUUAAGAUCGCGCAAGGUGUUUUGCAUCGUUAACAACACUGCUGUAGCGGAACAGAAUUGCAACGUGGACAAUAUACUAUUUAUGUCGGAGCCAUGUAAUGCACCAGCGUACACGCAGGCCGAUGAGGAUGAGUUGUGCACCAAAAAAGGCGACAAAUUUGCUAUCAUCUCAAGCUCUACAGCAGAUUUCACCUUUGAAACGGGCGAAGAAAACACAACCGAUUGGAGUACCAACACGGAGGGGCUCACUACAGCUGAGUACGAAACAGAGAGCACGACUGCGUUGGAUGAAACGACGGAACGUACCGAGACCAGUUUCGAACCGUGCAGCAAGGAACCGUACGGUUGUUGUCGCGAUGGUAAAACUCCAGCGCAUGGCCACAACCGCGAAGGAUGCUGCCUGCAAUCGCCGUACGGAUGCUGUCCGGAUAAUGUGGUCCCUGCCCAGGGACCGAACCAAGAGGGUUGCGAGUGUGAAUACUCACCGUAUGGAUGCUGUCCGGACAACAAGACAUCAGCGCGUGGAUACGGAAAUGCAGGAUGUGGUUGUCAGUACACGGAGCACGGUUGUUGUCCCGAUAAGGAGACGGAAGCUCAGGGACCGAACUACGAGGGAUGUCCAUGCCAUGCGUACCAGUUCGGAUGUUGUCCCGAUGGUGCCACACCGGCCAAGGGACCGCACAAUCAAGGAUGCCACUGUUCACACAGUGAGUUCAAAUGUUGUUCCGAUGGCCAGACGGCGGCCAAGGGUCCCGAUGGAGAGGGUUGUACCUGUGCGGAGAGCAAGUACGGUUGCUGCCCAGAUGGAAGUACCGAGGCGCAGGGCUACCAGUUUGAAGGUUGCACUGAUGCACCAACAUCGCUGCAGAAGGCCUGCACUUUGAUGAAGGACAAGGGCCCGUGCACUAACUUCACCAUCAAGUACUUUUUUGACAUCGAAAGUGGAUAUUGUGGACGGUUCUUGUAUGGUGGCUGUGGCGGUAAUGAUAAUCGCUUUGAAUCAGUCGAUGAUUGUCAGGCCGUUUGUGAAGCACCUCCUGGUAAAGAUGUAUGCUACUUGCCCAAGAUCACGGGACCAUGCACUGGACAACACAGCAUGUGGUACUACGAUGCGGAGCGCAAUUUGUGCUCUCAAUUCACGUACGGUGGGUGCCUUGGUAACGCCAACCGGUUCGAGAAGCUGGAAGACUGCAAAGCGUUGUGUAGUGUGGAUGAUACGAAACCGCCAUACGAGCAGCCCAUGGAACAUGGACCCUGUAACGGUACCUUCGAACGUUGGUUCUACGACAAGGAAACGGAUGCAUGCCAACCAUUCUACUACGGUGGUUGCAAGGGCAAUAGGAACAACUACCAGUCGGAGGCUUCGUGUAACUAUCGCAGUAAGAAAAAGGAAGUUCGCAAACCGAGCUGUAGCCAGCCACCGGAAGUGGGUAGCUGCGAGGCCCAGCAAGCCCGCUGGUACUUUGCCGGUGACAGUAACAAAUGCAUGCCCUUCUACUUUACCGGUUGUGGUGGGAAUGAGAAUAACUACGUCACUCGUGAACAAUGCGAAGCGCAGUGUCCAUCGAUAGUUGAAAAAGACAUUUGCCACCUACCUGCAAUGAUAGGCAAAUGUAAGAACUUUAAGUCACACUGGUACUUUGACACGAAAGAUAACCGCUGCCGUGAGUUCUAUUACGGUGGAUGCGGUGGCAAUGGUAACAACUUUGUCGAUGAACUAUCCUGCGUCAAUCGCUGUAUCGGUGGUGCGAAAUCAGCACCAUUAAAAUUGGCCAUCCCGAUACUUCCUGAACAAGUUGGGUUUCUGAAAUUAGCGAUGCAUUUCCCACAAGGACACAGUCUGCUGCCUAAAAGCAACUUUACUGUUGUUUGCUUGGUGGAUGGAUAUCCGACACCUACGGUACAAUGGUUAAAGGAUGACGAGAUUUUAAACCCUACCGAACGUAUUCACAUCACUGGCGAGAAUCUACUGGUCGUAACUGGUGCCUUACCAUCCGAUAGUGGCCGUUACAACGAACCAGCGGUUACCGAUCCUGCCGUGCUGAAGGAAGGGGAGGAAGUGGAGGAAGAAUUCGACAUCAAAUCAAAAGAAGGUGGUGUGGCUACACUCCCUUGCAUUGCUAGCGGCUACCGGCCAUCGUCUAUUCGAUGGAGGAAGGGCUUGACCAUGCUCAAUACGAAUCAAGGAAGGUACGUUCUUACCUCGACAGGAGAUUUGCUAAUCGAACAGCUACGUCGAACUGAUAGUGGAAGGUACGUUUGUAUUGCUGAUAACGGCGUCAGUGAGCCAGCGCUACGAGAAGUGCAGCUAACGGCCAACGUUCCCGUCAAGGUAGCGUUGGACUUCCCGCAAGGACAAUAUACUCUACCAAACAGCAACUUUACCAUCAACUGCACGGUUGAUGGAUAUCUGAAGCCCACCGUGUACUGGUUUAUGAAUGGAAUGCUCCUAAGGACAAACAAGCGUAUUCACAUAACUGAUGAGAAUUUGAAGAUUAUUACUGGAGCUUUACCAUUCGACACUGGCUUUUACAAAUGUCUCGCCAGAAACGAACAUACGGAAGCUUUCCAGGAAGGAUAUUUAAGUAGGAUUAUUAUCGAGGAGGACGAAUCUGUACCAUGA
Anopheles aquasalis is the source of this 4200-nucleotide messenger RNA. RefSeq names its product papilin-like. The record is from RefSeq and is a predicted model, not a curated record. Gene Ontology annotation, biological process: proteolysis; extracellular matrix organization. Gene Ontology annotation, molecular function: serine-type endopeptidase inhibitor activity; metalloendopeptidase activity. Gene Ontology annotation, cellular component: extracellular matrix. NCBI's taxonomy places the organism in Eukaryota, Metazoa, Arthropoda, Insecta, Diptera, Culicidae.